Molecule: messenger RNA, 795 nt
Organism: Owenia fusiformis
Lineage: Eukaryota; Metazoa; Annelida; Polychaeta; Sabellida; Oweniidae
Source: the annotation of a GenBank genome assembly
GACAGCAAGGACCUUUUCGAAAUAUGCAAAACUGUAAAAGCAGAUUAUCUCGCAAGGUAUGGCUAUGUUGAUGAAUGGAAAUGCAAAUAUUUUGUCAAAAGAGGAGACAUUUUCGGUAUUAAGAUAAAGAUCAACUCUUCUAGAGGAAUACCCCGAAAAUUCAUUCAUAUCUUAGUUGACAACACUGGCAAAUUAAGUUCACAACAAAAAGGAUUCUUCAAAAUGAGUGAUUGCAUUCUUUUGAAUGGAAACAUAUCCUUAUUCAAACAGCAGAUGAAGAGCAAAUGUAACGGAGUUGAUUAUUAUAAGGUGACCGACAGCAAGGACCUUUUCGAAAUAUGCAAAACUGUAAAAGCAGAUUAUCUCGCAAGGUAUGGCUAUGUUGAUGAAUGGAAAUGCAAAUAUUUUGUCAAAAGAGGAGACAUUUUCGGUAUUAAGAUAAAGAUCAACUCUUCUAGAGGAAUACCCCGAAAAUUCAUUCAUAUCUUAGUUGACAACACUGGCAAAUUAAUUUCACAACAAAAAGGAUUCUUCAAAAUGAGUGAUUGCAUUCUUUUGAAUGAAUAUUGGGAGCACUAUGGUAACCUCUUGGGUGGUACGCGGUACUCACAAUUGGACGAGAUAAAUGCGGGCAACGUCGGCAAUCUGACGAUAGCUUGGACAUUCCGAUAUGGCCCUAGUCCCUGGGGGUAUGCAGCUGACAGGUUAUUUCUAAAGGAUCAACAGGCUCCUAUCAUGGUGGAUGACGGCUCGAAGCAUGGAAAUGAUCUAUUGAUACUUUGCACCCCAUGGUGA